Molecule: messenger RNA, 351 nt
Organism: Zymoseptoria tritici IPO323
Lineage: Eukaryota; Fungi; Ascomycota; Dothideomycetes; Mycosphaerellales; Mycosphaerellaceae
Exons: 2
Coding region: 1-351 (116 amino acids)
Source: RefSeq, a predicted model, not a curated record
AUGUCCGGUCUCAACAAAUCCGCAAAGACCAUCGAGCUGGAAAAGUUCCUUCGCAAAGGCUCCCUCGAACCGAAGCCUGAGAACCCACGAAAAUCCUGGAUCGAAGAGCAGAGCAAACUUGCCGCAGAGCAAAAGCCAGGUCCAUGGGGCUUCAAUAACGAAUUCCCGCAAGCUCAGGCGGACAUUCAGGAGCAAGGCCGGAAGCAAGAUGCAGCUGAGCAGCAAUCGCAGGCGGAGAGAUUCGGGGUUGCGAAGCCGAAGAAGAAAGUGUCGAAGUUCAUUGUUGGGGGGAUGAAUGGGAGUGACAAUUGCCACUGCCUUGCGACUCGAAUGAUGCUCCGUGUGACCUGA